GUUUGCUUGUGUUUGCUCGCACUUUUUUAUAUCGUUUGCUGCAUUUUUAACGAUUAUAGGUUUUUCGAGUUAUUGAGAUAAGUUUUAACGUCAGAGAAGACCAAUGAAUUGGAUCACAUUCUGUAUGUUCGUUGAAAUUACGAGGCAAGUCUGCAAGAGGAAGGGAAGAGGCGGCUGUUUUAUAAACUUUGUUAUUGGUUCAAGUUAAAAGAAAAAGAUAAACAAGUAGACCAGAAGGAAUACCACGAGAGACUGCUGGCUGGGAUGACCCACUAGUUAAUUAAGACGUCGCCAUGGGUCCUCUUAGUAUGACCUGUGAGGUCAUAAUGUGCUUGAUCGUAAUUCACGCCCAUGAUUAUGCCCACGCCCGUGACUAUGCCCACGCCCGUGACUAUGCCCACGCCCGUGACUAUGCCCACGCCCGUGACUAUGCCCACGCCCGUGACUAUGCCCACACCCACUUAAGUGCCAACAUCACCAGUGACACCGUCCUAUAUAGUAAAUAUUCAGAUUCAUCAGUUCUUCAUAGAGAACGGCGUGCUAUAGAAAACCAGCAUGAAUAUGAGAAAAUGGAUACAUCGCCAUUUGAAGUACCUGUAAAGAAUAUCUCAGUGGGUGAUGCUAGCGCCAAAGUAUCCACCCUUAUUUCCCAGCUGUAUUACGGAAACCAAGAAAACCGUUACGAAGAAGACACCGACAAGAUCGUUAAGGAAUACGACAAAAAAAAUCGAAAAGCUGAAAAUUUUACUAAAGAAAAUUAUAAUGACAAGCAUGCAAUAAUAAACACUAUCAAUAUCACUUCCCUCUCUGUGCAGUAUCUUCCUCAGGGACAACCAAAUGCAACAAAAAUUAAAAUUCACAGUGAUCGUCUCAGGGAAUACAAUAUCACUAAUGUUAUGACUGAGUUGGAUCCAGAUGUUGACAUUGUUCACAUCCCCAGUGAUAUAAUAGUGUCUGAAGCCACAACCUUACCUAGCUUGUGGGCAGGAACUACAGCCUCAGCUGUAGCACACUUUGAGGGUAAAGGUGCUCCUAAUGAUCUGGAGACAGUGACCGUCAAUAAGACGAGUAUAUCAUCGCCCAAGAUGAACGGAUUUGGCUCCAAUGUUUUUGUUGGUAGAACCCCAGGACCUAUACUGCCCAACACGGAGGAGCCCGGGUACUCCCGUUUGGGCAUCAUCACUUGGGCCACUAUCCAUGAUGAGCGGCCUACCACCCCGCUCUCUCUACAGUACCAAGGUGCCACGCGCACAACACUCCGCCCCACCCACUCUAAGUACCCGCAAUUGCUAGGGGCUGAUCUUACUGUCUUUGACAAUCUGUUGAAAGCAGCAGACUCUAGCUCUUCUACACCUGUUGGAGAUGUGAAGGUUAAUUCACGUACUGAGAGGCCGAUCACCACCACCACGACCAAAUCUUCAACACACGCCAACCAUUCUAGUCUGAACAACGACAUGGCGAUAGUAAAUAGCCUGCUGUCUUUUAUGCUUCAUAAACCUUCCACUGCUGAACCUGCCAUUAGUGCCUCUGGUCUAGUAUCAUCGACGGCGCGGCCACAGGUGGAUCACGCCCUGUCUCACUCCACUCUACAAGAUUUCCUCUCCCAUUAUUAUUCAGCUGAUCAGCUACUAAAUUUAAUGUCAACCUUUUCACCUUUCCUGCCAAUAAAAUCAUCGUCUACAGGCGCCGUGAUGGACAACAAGACCGAGGACACCCUCCCUACAGCACCCUCUGUGGUCCACCAGACGACCACCAGGCAUUACGCCACGUCCUUCCCACUGGAGCAGUACACCUCAAGUGAUGGCAACUUUACAACUGUACCAGCUUUUUCGAGCGACAUUCCAAUUAUUUUCCCAUACGAGGGCCUUAAUGUUAUAACGAAGAACAGACAACCAUUUACUACCUUAGUGGCUACAACAACAGUAAAACCAAUAACAAAGGAUAGGUUGUCAGAUGAAAAUGCUCCCUGGUUUGUUGCAAAUGAUGCUUUAAUUAUAACGUCGACUAAACAACCAUUCACUCGUCCAGCCUCCAGACUAACUACGGCUACACAGCUAACCGAGCAACCAAACACAAUAAAAUCAUUCACUUUAAGUGAGAGAGCACCUCCCGACACUCAACACCGGGAGACAUUUAGCAGGCAGCCCGUACCAUCACCAGCCUCAACCAUCACUGCCACAACACAUGAACUUCUUGGUGUCAGUCAUUUUGUGGAUGCUUCAUCUAGUGUUAUAAACUUCCACAGUAUAAGGCCCACUACCACAACUUCAUCACUUUCAACGGUUUCAUCCACUUCUGUUCUCAUGACAACGACCAUUCCCCAUUGGGAGGACCCCAGCCAAGCUCUAUACAUCAGGACGACCACUCGUAGGCCUCUUCCUAUACCAUCACUUACACCACCUAUUAUCAACUCACUGCUGAACCACAAACCACCAUCCUCAGUUAACGAUAAUUCACGGAAUGUGACACACGCAAGCAGACCUCCUCUCUACUCAUUGAGUAUUGCUAUAACAGAUAAACCAUCACUCAGUAAUUGGUAUACACCAUGGGAAGUUCCAAAAAGCACAGUAUAUGGAAAUUCAACCUCAUCUUUCAUGGGCUCGUCUAUCAGCACACCUCAGUCUAAGGAGGAAAAGGGCAAGCAAGAUCCAACCACUUCCAGUUAUCCUUGGAUGAUAAUUAACAAUAAUAUACACGUGAUAUCAACCACACGUAGGUCAUAUUUCCAGCCAUCCUUAACAACGUCAUCUUCCACUAGUAACAGUAUAGCCACAAGACUUGAUCCAUAUAUAAGGAAGACACCAAUCACAACAGAGCCGCUGGUUACAUCUGACAUGGCCAUGACAACGUUUAAUCCACUUUAUUUCGAGACAACGACGCGCAGACCUUUUGUCAGGUCUCCUUCUACGCCCCGUAAUAAGCGACGUCCUCCUCAUCAACCUUACAACGCGAAAAAUGACUUGACUACCUUGAUCAGUCUCUUGGACUCAAACCAACUCAAAGGAACGACUGCGGUACCUGCAGUAGACUGGACAAGUGUCACUAGAUCACAGCCAGACAUAUCAUCCUCAGUUGUCAAAACUUCGGAUGCAGAGGCAACGAUUAACAAUUUUAUGCCUUUGCCAGCUAAGAACAACGAGACUGAACUCUUUUUACCAUAUGAGACAUCUUCAUCCAGUCACAGUAGCAUUAUAUUAUCUCCAAUGCAAAAUAAAGUUUCUGAAUCACAUAACAUAACAUCGUUUCUGCCUUCAAGUAACAACACUUCAGAAGAUCCAGCUAUCAAAACUACAACACUGCAAGAGGAGGCUCUCUAUGACCCAUCCAAGUAUUGGUUCUCUGCCAUGUCACGAAGACCAUCCACAACCCCAGAGACGCCACAGACUAUCAAGGGGAGCCUCACAAAUUCUUGGUCACCCGAUACUUGGUAUGACUCCCUCCUGAAGACACCAGCAUCACCCACAGUAAGCACACAUGAUGCCACAGCACCCAUCAUCUCUAGUGAGACAUGGUGGGAUCUACACAGAACCUCCGAAAGCAAAUCUAGGAUGACUUCACCGUCUCCAGUUUUAAAAUCAACUUCAUUUAAGCUCAAAGAGCCCGACCAAGUGCAUGAUGUAAUUUCUUCAGAUCCUAUUACCAACGAAAUAGCUAAUGCCAGUGCUUCUUUCUUAAAUCAUAGCACAAGUAACAGGAGCCCACAAACACACUCAAGCUCCACUCAGCCCUAUGCAGUUUUGCAUUCAGAGUUUUUUAAGCAUUCUUUCAUAACAUCCGCAACCUCUUUUACGACAGAUGGUGCGUUAUCUUCCUCUAGUAAUUAUCAAGCACCUCUUGUAACUUUACCUCAGAUUAAGCUCACAAAGACAAAUUACUUACCGAACACAUCUGUCUUGAACACAGAUUUUGUCCAGAACGUUCCAUCGUGGCGACCAGGACCACAAUUUUCCAUGCAAAAUAUAACUGCUCUGACAACGGCGGAUACAUGGGAUGAGAGUUAUGUAAAUUACGCAGUGACAAACUCUUCACAUGUCUCUUUAGCAGGUGGCGGCCCUCUGAAUGUCACGUCGCCCUCAACCACCUCUGGCUUCUUGGUUACCACAUUGUCAAAUGGAUCAUGGGAGCCACCUGGGGCCAAGAUAAAUGAUACUAUACUGCGGAUUCCUCUAGAUUACACUUCAGGUGUUGCUGCCACUACUGAUAACGUUUAUGCGAAUGCCUAUAUGAACUCUACAUCAGCUGUCUUCAAGCCUCACGUGCAGAAAUUACAGCUUCUCAUGAAUGCUGCAAAAAAUAUUCUGCCUCAAAACAUAUCUGACACAGAAAUUCUGAACCAUAUAAUCAACAUUAUAAAACAUAAACAAACACCAGUACUAAAUAUAAAUCAGUUAGAGAUUCCCGAAACAACUCAGACAACCAUCAGACCUCAACAGGUCACAACACAACCCAGAAUGACACUUAGAGACUCUUCUAAAAUCACCGUUACAACAGUCACACACACGGUCACUUGGCUACCUGGUGACCAUGUCUCCUUGCCCAGAGAACCACAGUAUGCACAGAUUACUGUCACGCAAAGUACGUUGGCCACCUCCGUUCCAAAGGUACAGUUUUUGACGCCAUCAACGACAGUCUUCACCAGCUCCGAGCCAGCGUGGUCUGCCACUCUCGUCUCCAUCCACCCACAACAAACAUAUCUUGUCGCCCCUUCUUCUGUCACGUACUUUCACGGAGACUUGGUCUCUCUUCAGGCUGUUACUGUGCUGGAGACGGGAAACUCACAUGACCCGUUCAGUGAUCCAAGUAAUGUGGUUACCACGAUUCCCACCGCCAGUGUUGAACAUCUUGCCCUCAUACCUUCAGCAAUAUACAGUUCUCUGACCGAGAGCAUGCAGUCUUUUCUUCCUGAUGCUAAUUCAGACAUCAGCGCUGUCCAUGGCGCUCUUACCAUCAGACCAUCGGCAUCGUCUCUAUCAUUAAACACUUAUCGACAGCACCUGUCAAAAGAAGCAGCCACAGAGAUGAUCGUCUUUCAUUCAAGUUUUGGUGAGGUGAUGGUACCUUCCUCAGCCUGGAUUUACUUCAGUGAUCCCUUAGCUAUGAGCGCGACAGCCACCACCAUCCCUAGCACACCACCACAGGAUGCUCAUGCGUCCCUCCCCUCUUCCACGACUGUGUAUCAACCGACGCAUAAUAACUCUGAUUUCGUUGCUCCGCCAGGGACCGCGGGAGUUUGGCCGGGGUUUCCCCAAAGGGGCUCCUACCCCAUCCAGGCAGUGCACUAUCUUGGUGGGGGACAAGGAGCACAGGCGGACACGGGAAUUAACAGUAAUAACCUGACCAAUGGUGUACAAGAAACGUAUAGUGGCACUACUCUUGCAUUUAAUCCUAAACUUUCAAUUGCCAACAGUGAGAUAACACAGACUUUUAGCAACAUCCCCCAGCCACACAUACCCACGACACAUCUUCCCUCUGACUUCAGUAACCAGAGACCAAGUGUAACUGAGAGUGCGGAAAUACCUCAUCAGUUUCAAAACAGUGUGAACACAAGACUGCAGCGAAUCACUGAGACCAACUUGCCUGGCAACACUAGUGAAAACUCUAGUCAGGGAGUUAUAAACGGUGAAGUAACACUGGGUGUACGCAACAUGUCCUCGGGCCACGUGGUUAACAACAAACCAAUACAGACAUCUGACAGCUCAAGUUUGUUCCCCGACACGAUCAACAGCGGCAUCCCGAACCAUCUGUCUGUAGAAUGGGUGAAGAAGCAGAUCCAAGAGUACCUGGCCACCACAACCACCACCACACCACCUCCUACCACUCCUCUUUACAAUAAUAUACAUGAAUGGGUUAUGGGUUUACUGAAACACAGCACAACGACACCCAGACCAACUACAACCACAAUAACUGGAAUAGACAUUAAAAUUCCACUAACUUUCGUAAACAAUUUACUUUCGCAGUUGAAGGUCUUGGAUACUUUCUCUUCUUCACGUCCUACAAUGAACAAGUUUCUUUUGAGUCCGAUUAAUCCACUCCACACGGUCAUAAAGAACCUUAUGAAAGCAACCCAGGGAAACCUGAGUGAGGCCAUGGUCCUGGUGUCUUCUCUGAGUACUACAUUGAGCCCCAGCACGGCCUCGAUACCAACUGAAGCCGGAGUCAUCUCUCCUCCAACUUUAUCUACUGAGAUUCUGUUACAGGAAACGUCUAUGCCUUAUUCACCUGAUUUUCACACUAAUUUUCCUGAGCUCGGCACGACACUUCACGCAAACUCUUCAUCGUUGACUACAACGAGCACAACACAGAGAGACUCGGUUUAUGCAUUAAGAGACUCAACAGGAGUGACUCCUUUACCCACCUCUUUUCCUUAUGUGACCACCUGGGCACCUUCGGAUAUCCUGCAGACUUUCCAGUCAGUGUCUGACUGGGAAGAGAAUAUCCCGGGAGAGCUUUCGUUUACAGAGAGCAGCAAUUCAGAGAAUGAGGCAGACUUCUGGCAAUCUUCUGUUGUUCCUCAGCUUCACCAACAUUCAGACGCAACCCAGGAUACUAAUAGCAAGAUACAGUCACAGAAUGAAACCACUCUGAGAUCGGAGAUGAAAGAAGAUCAACUUUCAAGAGUAUCGAACGAAAUUCUCACUACGUAUUUGACAGACAAAGAGACUAGUGUCAACGCCCAUGAGCAUGUUUUUUAUGAUAAACAUAUGCAUCAAACUGAAAAACGAACCCAAAAUAACAUCACCGAAGCCUACCUAGCUGACUCUCAGGUCAAAACACCUCACAGUAAAUACAUGGAGGAGUGGAUGGAUAUUCUGGCGUCUGUCCUUAAUACCUCCAACCCCAACGCCUCCAUCGCUGCCCUUGGCCACAUGACAUCCGAGGACCUGCUUGCUGUGGUGAUGCUGAACGCUGUUCUUGAAAGCAAUAGGACAUACGAAGAGGUGUACCCUGAUCUGGCUAUUCUGCGGCAAGUCUUAUUCCAACUGAGAGGAAACAGUAAAUUCUUUUAUCCUCAGUCAAGCACUGUUGAUGUCACUGAUCAGUCGUAUGCUGACCUCUUGGCUACGCUUCUUAAGUCCAAAUAUGAGGACAGGUAUCCUGCUGCUCCAUCAGAUGUUCAAGAAAAUUAUGUAGAUAGUGAAUCAUAUGAACAGGGCGAUGAAAUACAUAAUUCAGUGACCUAUCCAUCUUUGUUUUAUUCUUAUUUGUCUACACCUACACCUGACAGUUUCCCUGCUAAACCCAGCGUGCCUCUUUCUAUUCACAAGCCUAGCCAGCCCAGUCAGAGGCCCAUUCAAGGGCUCAAUUUCAGGCCUGAACAGUCCAGUCAAAGACCCAUUCAGAAGUCAACUCAGAAACCCAUUAAGGAGCCUGAUCGGAGGCCUCUUCAACAGCCCAGUCAGAGUUACACUCAAAGGCCCACCCUCUUCCCCAAUAAAUCGCUGGAUGAGACUGGCGGUGCCAUCUUGCACUUUCCUAAACCCGUCUUCCUACCCCUUAACACUGAUGAUUUGAUAGCCACGGCUCAGUUCCAAGCGGAUCCGUUUCAUACAGAGGGUUACGUCCAAGAAAUUCUGCCUCUCUCCCCCACUCCAACCUAUGUUGUAACUCCAACGACGGUGAUAGUGACGGAGGCAGCACCUGCAGUACUUGACCUCUCCUCAGUUCGGCCCACCAGCGUAUUUUCCCAGCUGCAGGCAGAGUCACCGCCGAAUUCCAACGGUAACAUGCAGCAGAUAAAAGCUGCCCAGACAUUACGUUUUCAGUAUUCGUUAUCAGCUGAUUCAGGUGGUACACAGUGGCCAUUAGCGUCUAAUACACCAAUGAGGGAGCCAUCACAGGCUUCCUGGGGUCCCUCUAUUACUCCCGGUGAUCCUGUAACUAGCAUUAUCACAGAGGAGUCUCUCAUUUUUCCCUCUCUCUGGUACACACACUCACCAACACCUGUUCUCACUCACAGCUCAGCAACACCUCAAGUGGAACAAGCAAUGUUUUCCUCAUCUUCAUUUAAUCGAGAGAAGAUGUCGAGUUCUUCUGUAUCGAGUGAUGAAAGCAACUCUUUGUUGUUUGCUCUAAAACCACCUCAAAUUGAUAUUCCUCACUUGUUAUAUUCUCACUAUGUAUUUGGCUCUCCGAUUAGACCCACGACGUACCCUGUGAGAUUCCCAUCAUCUAGUCUGCCAGUAAACCAACAGGAAGGACUUUAUACCAGAUCGGCAACAACGUGGGAAAGACAAACAGUCACCGAGUUCAUUUCUAACUCAUUAAUCCAGGGAGCAGUGCACGUGAGCCGCCAGCCUACCGAGCCUCAGUUGAUUACAGUCUCCAGCAUCAUUCAGAAACCUCUGUCAAGACCAGCUGAUCAGGUUACAAUUCACUCUGCCUUCCUGCAAGAUGAGUACGGGUCUUAUACCCAGGGUGAAGUAAACUAUGAUUCACUCUCUCAGUCGGAGGAAGAAUCUGAGUCAUUCUAUUACCAAGAUGAGGAAGAAUAUGGUAAACUCUCUGACUUCCAGGAUGACCAUGAUGAGUUAAGUAAAGUUCCUGUGGGGUGGGUGACAUCCUUCACUCCUGCGACAUUCUUUGAUCUGAAUGCAACUCCGCUAUCCGAGAGCUUAAGAGUCACAAAAGAUAUAAGUGAACCAUUGACUCUUUCUCCUAAUAUCCAGCCUACAGCUGCUUCAUGGGCAUCUACAGUAAAGGGCAAGUUGCCACCUUAUUCUGUGAUUAGUGGAGAUAGUGUCUCAGGUGGACAAGGUAGCUCCUCAUUAAGGCUUUCUUCAUCAGUCAGUAAGGAAUCUUCAGAUGGCAUAGUGGUGUCUCCUUCCCUAGGACUGUUGACUGGGGAUUUCCAACCAAAGCCUUAUUCCAAUUUGAGUGUAGCUGAACAGACCGUCCUGAAGUACCCUACACCUGGAACACCUUUGGCAAUUCAUUCACCCACAAGUGUUUACCCACAUUUUUAUCAACAACUGGUGUCCUACCCACCUACAAGUCAUUCUCCAGUCACCAGGUAUCCACUAGUCUCUAGUUCCGACUACCCAGGUACCUCAUCGCUUCCGACAAGCAGUUCAUAUCAUCAGUACCUGAAUCCCCAGAAUCCAGAAACUGGGUAUUCAGGAGGUUAUCCAGGUAUUUUCAGUUCUGAAUAUGUUUCUACACCUGCUGAGGUUAAUCACGGAGGGUUUAGUCUACCAGGGGCAUCUCUAGGACAUGCUGGUGGGCAGCAUGCUGCUACCAGUAUUGGCAUAGAAGGGCCGACAACUUAUGCAACACCAGGACCUUCAUCAACCCGCGGCCCCAGUAUUGUACAUCCUGGAGUGGCCACUACGCAGCCUGCGACGGGAGUGUACCGCUGCGGCAGUGUGGGCAGUGCUCGGGUCAGCAACUUCCUCAACCCAUCGUACCCUAUGCCAGACCGCGGCCGAGGCACAUGUACCUUCCGUCUGUUGGUCCCAGACCCGACUGUCUGCCAGGUGCGUGUCGACUUCGUGGAGUCAUCUAUGGUGCUGCCGGUGAAGGGUCGGUGCAAUGGGCAGCGUCUUCACGUCUCUGGUACCAUCCAUCCCAUGCCCGUCAACGACUUCUGCGGCAGGAACACCGACCAACACUUCUACGUGGAGCUGGUGGGAGGGAGAGAGUCUGUGGACAGGUGGGUGGAGUUCAGCGUGGUGACCAGCGUCAGCCAUGCUGUGUAUCGCUACGGACUGUGGAUCACUCAGGUCUCCUGCACGCGCUCUGACCCUCUCCUUGCUGGCAGCGGGUGUUUGCAGUACUUCCUGGCGUCGUCGGGAGUGAUUAAGAGUUAUAACUUCGAGGGUCAUCAGUACCUGAACUCACAGGACUACUACAUCUGUGUGAGGACGGCGCCCGGGGCCUGUGCUCUCUCACUCUCCGCCAAGGAAGGAGACUUCGGCAUCCAGAAGUUUAACUCCAGACUCGUCUCUUUCGACAGGGCCGGGGUGGGAGCACGGGCGUGCACGCGGGACUACCUGUUCGUGCCCCAUCUUGCUAACGCCGCCGUGGGCAGCGGGGGCAAGGCCUCCCCAGAUGGUGGGGAGCGGCUGUGUGGAGGCAAGUUCUCCUACCUCCAUGGUGACGCCCUCAACAGACAGGUCACAGGGUACGUGACGGGACCACUCUACGUGCUGCACUUCAAGACAGGUGAACCAGAGGUGUACAACAGCGUCACACAUGGACCAGGCUACAGGCUCACCUACCACCAGCGCUUCACCUGUGACCACAGUGUGUCUAGAGGCGCCACACUCCGCUAUACUCAGGAUGCUAAGGUAAGGAUGGUGCCUACGUUUGGUCUCGGGCGGAGUGUAUUCCAUCCUGGAAAGCGGAACUUCUCUGAACACUUCCUCAACAUCUCCCUCCUAUCCCCUGAUCUCGUUGCUGGUCUUCCGCUUGGUAUCCCGGCAGGGUUAACUCCAGGUCUUGAGCGCAGAGCCCCAAGACCCCUACCAGAUAGCCCCCACCAUCUGCAGGUUGAUCAAUAUGCCAAUCCUCUGCUUAACUUCACUCAAAGUGGAGUUACUCCUCGCACUGACCCAACAGAUGGUAUUGACUUGCUGCAGGAUGAAACUUUCAAGAACGUGCAAGUCCCCAGUCUUGUGUCGAAGACGCUGCAAGAGACGCUGCCAAGCUUUGGUCAGUCUCUAGUAACUUCCCUUGGCAAUAACAGUGCUCUGAGGUAUAAUGUCUCCGAUCUUCAAGAAGUUUCAUAUCAGCCAGGAGAGGAGCACGGAAGUAAGAACCUCUCCUCGGCUGGUCCGAUUUCUAAAACUGCUGAGGUGAGGAAGGUCGGAGAGACGAGUUUUGGUGAUACUUUCGUAAUCUCUCUGUUACCUGAAAUGAGUAGCGACUCUCAAAGUGGAGUGAGAGAGAGGACGCACGGUAGGGACGCUGAGUUUAGCGUUGUCAAUAACACAGUAGCCACACAUGGCAAUACUACGGUUAAUUCCUUAGGUACUAAGACUCUUCGCCGACAAAAUAACAGCACUCAGUUGGGCGACCCCACCAUUAGAGAGGAAUAUUCGAUCAGACGGCGGAAUUUAAGUACUGACUCAUUAGAGAAUGGCUCAUCUCAGUUGCGAAACAACUCCAAAAAUAAUUCUGGCUCUGCAAGUAAUCUCUCGUAUCUCAAUGUCACGAGAAAUGGGAAAGCAGAACCUGGCGAGUCAGGACAGUUGGGUGAACUAGAAGACACAACCAUACAGGCAGAGAGAGAGAUAAACAAACCUAAGCCAUCUCAUCCCGCUACCCCCUCUAAUGACUUAACACUAAACCGAGAAAGAUCAAAUGCUAGAUUCUCAGAUUCAGCUGCAGAUAUUCAUCAGAUUAGGCCAACUAUGUUUGCUAAGAUGCCUUCCAGUGAUGCAAGAGAGAACUCUCCAAUAACAGUGUCAACAUCUUUCUUAUCAGAGUCUUUGGAAGAGGUGGCAGGAACCGCUAAUGAGGGAAGCUCUUAUUUAGAUGGUGACCUCACUUCAACAAUAUCUCCUGACGUCUCUCCCUUACCUCUGUCUUUCAGCUCCUUACCUACAUUAUCUCGGUCUCCUGUUUUUCCGUUUUCUUCCCUGUCUUUGGUGUCAUCCUUUCCUCAGCAUGCUGAAAGCCACCUGGAGGAGGGUGUAGAGGAGGCAACGACUGCGCUUCACGUUACGAACUCUAAGGUAUCCGGCACCUUCAUAUCACUGGUGUCAGAAAUGCCCAGUACCACGUCGGGAGACGAUUUAAGAGCUGGAAGUAUGUUAGUCGGAGCUGACGCUGAUGGAGUCACUGCAGCCUCUGACUCCGUGUCUGGCGACCAUGACGGCAGAAAUGCCGGUGACUUAGGAGAGACUAGUGAAAAGAUAACAGAUAAAAUGAGAGUCAGAAGGAACGUAUUAGGUCUUGCAGAGGAGCGGGAAGGUCAGGCAGGAGACCUGAUCACCUGGUAUCCUGAUACUAUAAUACAUAACAACAACUGGCCUACCAGAGCGCCAAUGCAUAUCCUUCCUCGUAUAAAGCCACCGAGAUCAGAUCGUAUUAAUGAAGAUGAACUGGUGGCGAAGAUACCGCUGGCGGGGCCACCACCUGCAGCCAUUAUUACCAGUAAACCCUACUAUGUCCUUCCUAUGUGGGACUACGACAGAUUUUAUGGCAUUAAAGAAAAACUUAGCAAAAAUGUAAUUGAAUAUAAUAGUAAUGUAGAACACUUGCCAAAAAAAACAGGAAACCCGAGCACCACAGUGGGAUUCCCAGGAAGAUAUACUAAGGGAAACCCAGGACGGGGAUUCCAACAGCUUGGUAACCUGGUACCCCUACCAGGAAAAGAUGUACCUGGAUACAGAGAGAGAGAACACCAGACUAGUGACCUGGUCUUCUGUAUACGAUAA
Cherax quadricarinatus is the source of this 12380-nucleotide messenger RNA. The record is from RefSeq and is a predicted model, not a curated record. Lineage: Eukaryota; Metazoa; Arthropoda; Malacostraca; Decapoda; Parastacidae.